Messenger RNA from Phalacrocorax carbo (great cormorant), 3457 nucleotides. The record is from RefSeq and is a predicted model, not a curated record. Lineage: Eukaryota; Metazoa; Chordata; Aves; Suliformes; Phalacrocoracidae.
AUGAGCGAUGUAUUAUUUUUACGGUUGUGUCUGGGGAGUUCAGAAGUGAUCGCGCAACUGUUCUCAGAGAGCGUUUGUCGGAGCGCAGGACAAAAUAGAUUCGACAGUUUAAGAAUUCCAGUUGGAAGCAACAGAAUUUCUGUAAUCUCUUGGCAAGAAGUUCAGUUACCACAAUCUGAGCGGCUCUGUAACAAUGAACUUUCUUUUUCUGUUUUGCCAGUGGCGGCACCUGACUUGCUGGAUCCCAAAUCGGCCACUCAGAACUCCAAACCAAGGUUAUCAUUUUCCACCAAGCCUACCGUGCUCUCUUCACGGGAGGAAAGCGAUUCGGCUAUUAAUGUUAUGAAAUGGAAGACGGUCUCUACAAUUUUUCUGGUGGUAGUCGUGUAUUUAAUAAUUGGAGCAACAGUUUUUAAAGCCCUGGAGCAGCCUCAUGAGACCUCCCAGAGAACCACCAUUGUGAUUCAGAAGCAGACGUUUGUAUCUCAGCAUGCCUGUGUGAAUGCAACAGAGCUUGAUGAACUGAUUCAGCAAGUAGUGGCAGCAAUAAAUGCAGGAAUCAUACCUUUAGGAAACACAACUACUCAGAUCAGUCACUGGGACUUGGGAAGUUCCUUCUUCUUUGCUGGCACUGUUAUUACCACCAUAGGCUUUGGAAACAUCUCCCCACGCACACAAGGUGGAAAGAUAUUCUGUAUCAUCUAUGCCUUAUUGGGAAUUCCUCUGUUUGGUUUUCUGUUGGCUGGUGUUGGAGAUCAACUAGGGACGAUCUUUGGAAAAGGAAUUGCCAAAGUAGAAGAUACCUUUGUUAAAUGGAAUGUGAGUCAGACAAAGAUUCGCAUAAUUUCAACAAUAAUAUUCAUACUGUUUGGCUGCGUGCUGUUUGUUGCUCUUCCUGCGGUUAUAUUCAAGCACAUAGAAGGCUGGAGCACACUAGAUGCAAUUUACUUUGUGGUUAUCACUUUAACUACCAUUGGAUUUGGUGACUACGUUGCAGGGGGAUCAGAUAUUGAGUACCUAGAUUUUUAUAAGCCAGUGGUGUGGUUCUGGAUCCUUGUUGGGCUUGCUUACUUUGCAGCUGUCCUCAGCAUGAUUGGAGACUGGCUAAGAGUCAUAUCAAAAAAGACAAAGGAAGAGGUAGGGGAAUUCAGAGCCCAUGCUGCGGAGUGGACAGCCAACGUCACUGCAGAGUUCAAAGAAACUCGAAGGCGCCUGAGUGUGGAGAUCUAUGACAAGUUCCAGCGGGCUACCUCUAUCAAAAGGAAGCUCUCUGCAGAACUCGCCGUCAACCACAAUCAAGACCUGACUCCCUGCAAGAGAACCCUGUCAGUCAACCAUCUCACCAGUGAGAAGGACAUCUUGCCAGCUCUAACAAAGACGGACAGCAUUUACAUGAAUGGUUUGACACCGCACUGUGCAGGAGAAGAGAUAGCUGUUAUUGAAAACAUUAAGUAGCUGUGACUUUGGAUCCCAGUCCUUGAGAAGCUCUUGGCUUAGACUAGCCAUACACCAUUUUUUCUCCACCCUGUCGAUGAUCAAUGCUAAUAGCAUUUUAUAUGUGUGCAUGAGUUCCACAGAAACUACAGUCCAGAGUUACCAUCGCAUCUCUUCAAAGACACAAAGAUGAAUGGCACUUCUGUUAUCGAAAGAUGCUGGAACAAGCAACGUCUUCUGCCUUUAUCUGCCCAGACUGUUUUUCACUUCUCCUAAUGUGCCAUAUGGCCUCAAGAAUGAAUCACACUUGUUUAUGGUAACAAUGUAGCUUUGAGGGAUCAGUCCUUAAAAUUUCAGGGUCUACCUUACUGAGCCUAGGAAUGGACCAUUUCUGGACUACAACACAUUUGUAAAUGGCAAGAAAUUCUUAUGCAGCCUUUUACCUAAGAAAUUUUUGUCAGUGCCUUAUCUUUUGAAGAACCAGAACCUCUACAGUUCCUGUAUGGUUUUUUGUUUGGUUGGGUUUUCUUGCAUGAGAAGUGUAUUUCAUUUGAGCUUUCAUUCUUCUUGAAACGAUGGUGUUUUAAAGGUGUCUGUCAUGAAGAUACCAACCAGCAUGAAUGAAUGCCAAAACUCAACAAUCGUCAAAUGAUGUUCUUAGCCCUAAAUUUAAAGGCACUGCAGUUUCAAAAGUUGCGAACAUGUCCCCCAGAAGCAUUUUGUUUUACUCAGGUCCAGCUGAUACUUGUUCACACUGACUUGUAGAAUUUGCAGACCCUCUUCAGGUCGUUUUUUUCCAAGCAGUGUUCACCAGUCAUUUGUUGGUUUUUUGGUUUUAUUUUUUUUUUUCUGUGUCAGAUGUACCAAAAAACCCUGCAGCUUAUCUAUCACUUAAUUAUUUGGUAGAUGACAAGAGCAAAUAAAAAUUACUGUUUUGAGGAGAGGCAGGAGAGGCUUUUAAUUGCUGUAUUCUAAUAACCACAUCCAGAAAACAAUGCAGAAAAAUAUAGCAAUUUUUAAUAAGCAUAAACCUCCUGCCAGAUAUUUGCUCUGUGAAAAGGAUUCUUAACUUCCUCUUUAAGUCAAGUCACACCAGACGCCAUAUGAUAUUUUACCCAGGAAUCCUGCUGGAGUGCUUUCCUGAAUGUCAUGCUGUACAGUGGCUGCCUGUGCCGGAGCUGUGACUAACGUGGGAAUGCAACUGAAACUGGUAUCACUGUGACUUUCUACAUUUCAAAUAGAGAUGGCUCUGAAUAUAAGCGCAGGCAUGGAGAAGAGCUGAUAAAUAGCACAAUCUGAAUACCGAUGAUUGUUCAGACAGGAUAGGCUGACGAGAAGCAGAUCUAAACCAGACUAUGGGUUUUCUUUAUUGGUUUUAAGAAAACACAUUAACUUUAAUUUUGUAUCUUCUGUUUUGCUUAUAUAGGUGUACAUGAGAUUCAGAAGAAAUGCAGGAUGGAAUGCAUAAUUUUGCAUUUUUUUCUUAUGUUAGUCUGUUGUAACCUGGCUGUACAUAAAACGAAUAGAACAGGCCUUAAAGAAUAAUUUAGGCUCUGUGUAAAUUAAAAAAAAAAACGGGACUUUGCUGAUUGGGCAUGAUUCAAGUGGCAAAUCUUACAGCAUCUCUGACCAUUAGAUAACAUGCAAGAUAUGAAUGUUAAUGUUUUUUGGAUGCUUAGCUUGUUUUCUAAUAAAUAUAAGUUAAUAUGUAAAUUCAGUCAAUUCAGUGUAAAUAUCAGUCAAUUAACAUUUACAGAGAGUACGCUUUUAAAACUAAGGAAGUUCCACAACACAGCACCGAGCAAUGCUCUUAUAACAAAGACCCUUGUCUCCCCAGCACAGUGUUCUGAAUGUCCACAUGGCGAGGGUUCGUCUUGCCAUGUAUAAACUGUGAACUGCAAUGAAAAAUAAAGUUUUUAAUGAAAAUAAACUUUUCUGAAUCUCCUGCUUGCUACAACUGGAAUGCUAAGAAAUAAUUGUGAAACUGAUUUUUGUGCUUUCAUUGGUUACAGAGCAUAGCAGU